Molecule: messenger RNA, 2091 nt
Organism: Aspergillus homomorphus CBS 101889
Lineage: Eukaryota; Fungi; Ascomycota; Eurotiomycetes; Eurotiales; Aspergillaceae
Exons: 4
Coding region: 175-1794 (539 amino acids)
Biological process (GO): fungal-type cell wall (1->3)-beta-D-glucan biosynthetic process
Cellular component (GO): fungal-type cell wall; cytoplasm
Molecular function (GO): 1,3-beta-glucanosyltransferase activity
Source: RefSeq, a predicted model, not a curated record
CUCCCCCCAAUUAAUCGCAAUAACAUCAUCCCACGUUCACGGCGGAGUGUUUGCCGUUAGUCACUCGUUCUUUCCUUUUAGACUUUUGUUUCUGCCCGGUGCAUUGCAAUCUUCUUCCGUCUUCCAAUUAUCUUGAUUCCGCACUCUCGUUCAUAACUCCUUCCACGGUUGACAAUGAAGUUCAACUCUCUUGCCUUGACUGGGGCCUCGCUGCUCCUAGGCCGCGCCAUUGCGGCUGACUUGCCCGAGAUUGCCAUCAAGGGCAACAAGUUCUUCUACUCCAACAACGGAACCCAAUUUUACAUGCGUGGUGUUGCCUAUCAGCAGGACUACACGGCCAACGGCACCUCCUCGGAGAACAAGGACUACAUCGACCCUCUGGCCGACGCCGCUUCUUGCAAGCGGGAUAUCCCCUACUUGAAGCAGCUCCGCACCAACGUGAUCCGUACCUAUGCCGUCGACCCUACUCAGAACCACGACGAGUGUAUGACCGCUCUGGCUGACGCCGGCAUCUACCUGAUCACCGAUCUGUCGGCUCCUUCCGAGUCCAUCAACCGGAACGACCCCCAGUGGAACACUGCCCUGUACGAUCGCUACACCAGUGUUAUCGAUGCCUUCGCCAACUACACCAACGUCAUCGGUUUCUUUGCCGGUAACGAGGUCACCAACGAUAACAACAAUACUGAUGCCGCCGCCUACGUCAAGGCUGCCGUCCGCGAUAUGAAGAAGUAUAUCAAGGCCAAGAACUACCGCACCACCCUUGGUAUCGGUUACGCUACCGACGACGACGCCCAUAUCCGUGAUGACCUUGCUAGUUACCUUGUCUGUGGUGACUCCGAGGACUGGAUCGACUUCUUCGGAUACAACAUCUACGAAUGGUGCGGUGACUCCUCUUUCAAGACCUCCGGCUACCAGGCUCGUACCGAGGAGUUCAAGAACUACCCCGUUCCCGCUUUCUUCUCCGAGUACGGCUGCAACGACCCCGCUCCCCGUACCUUCACCGACGUUCCCGUUCUGUUCAGUGACGAGAUGGACGAUGUCUGGAGCGGUGGUAUCGUCUACAUGUACUUCCAGGAGGCCAACGACUACGGUCUGGUCUCGGUCUCCGGCAACAGCGUCAGCCCUCUGAAGGACUUCUCCAACCUGUCCUCCCAGAUGCAGAAGGCCACUGCCACCGGUGUCAACAGCAACAGCUGGUCCGCCACCAACACUGCCACCAGCACCUGCCCCAGCGUUGCGUCUGCCUGGGAGGCUAGCAGCACUCUUCCCCCCAGCCCCAACGACGACCUGUGCAACUGCAUGGAGAAGUCGCUCAGCUGUGUGGUGAAGGACUCUGUUUCCUCUAAGAAGUACUCGGACGUGUUUGACUACAUCUGCGGUCUGAAGGACGGCAAGUACUGCGCGGGCCAGACCAGCAACUCCACCAGCGGAGUCUACGGUGCCUACAGUGUCUGCUCGACCAAGCAGCAGCUCAACUUCGUCAUGAACCAGUACUUCAGCGCCGAGGGUGCCCAGGCCAGCGCCUGUGACUUCAGCGGCAAGGGUACCACCACCUCCUCGACCGCUCCCAGCGGCACCUGCUCCUCCCUCUUGAAGGAGGCUGGUACCGGCGGCCUUGGCCAAGUCACCUCUUCCCCUACCGGCGGUGCGGCUGCUGCCAGCGCCAGCUCCAGCCACUCCGAGGGCGCUGCGGGUAUGGUUGCCAGCCCUAUGGCCGUCUCGGUCGGCAGCUGGCAGUUGGGCGCCUACGCUGUGACUGCUGUGGGUGCUGCCCUCGGCAUGAUCUUGCUGUAAGUGUGAGAUGGCAUGGUGACGGUGUGGAGGAAACAGCCGGAAAAUGAUUAUACCUGUAACCUUAACCGUUGAACUAUCAGCCGUACAUAAUUGAUCCUUUCUGUAUACGUUCGUUUGAGUUGAUAUACCAAUGCUUGUCUUGUCUGAUUGCUUUCACACGGAAUGUAUGAACGAGCCCUGCCUGGGAUUCCUUCAACGUAUUGACCAGGCGUGGUAAAACGCUAAGCAGACGUGACUGGAUAAUUAGCGGUGCCUGACCUGGGGAGCUGUAAGGAAUGUCUGAAUGACAAGUGUGCG